Molecule: messenger RNA, 1649 nt
Organism: Anarrhichthys ocellatus (wolf-eel)
Lineage: Eukaryota; Metazoa; Chordata; Actinopteri; Perciformes; Anarhichadidae
Gene: isl2a
Product: ISL LIM homeobox 2a
Exons: 6
Coding region: 58-1137 (359 amino acids)
Biological process (GO): axonogenesis; positive regulation of transcription by RNA polymerase II; neuron fate specification
Cellular component (GO): nucleus
Molecular function (GO): cis-regulatory region sequence-specific DNA binding; DNA-binding transcription factor activity, RNA polymerase II-specific
Source: RefSeq, a predicted model, not a curated record
UCUCCUCUACCGCACCUCUCCUCCAUCUAUCGGCUUGCACUGGGCUAUUUCUCCUGUAUGGUGGAUAUCCGGCUCAAUACUUCUUUCUUGGAUGAUAUGGGGGAUCAUUCAAAAAAGAAGUCGGGAAUCGCAAUGUGUGUGGGCUGUGGAAGUCAGAUACACGACCAGUACAUCCUGAGAGUCUCCCCGGACCUGGAAUGGCAUGCAGCCUGUCUCAAGUGUGCAGAGUGCAGCCAGUACCUGGACGAGACCUGCACUUGCUUCGUCCGAGACGGAAAGACUUACUGUAAAAGAGAUUAUGCAAGGUUAUUUGGCAUCAAAUGUGCAAAGUGUAACAUGGGCUUCUGCAGCAGCGACCUGGUGAUGAGAGCUCGGGACAAUGUGUAUCACAUGGAGUGUUUUCGGUGCUCGGUUUGCAGCCGUCACCUCCUGCCGGGGGACGAGUUCUCUCUGCGGGACGACGAGCUGCUGUGUCGGGCGGAUCACGGCUUGCUCGCGGACCGGGCCCCUGCAGACAGCCCACUCAGCCCGGGGAACAUCCAUACCAGACAGCUGCACAUCUCCGAACCUGUUUCUGUCCGACAUCCUCCUCAUCACCGGAACCACGUCCACAAGCAGUCCGAGAAAACCACUCGGAUCCGGACGGUGCUGAACGAGAAGCAGCUCCACACCCUGCGGACCUGCUACAACGCCAACCCGCGACCGGACGCGCUGAUGAAGGAGCAGCUGGUGGAGAUGACCAGCCUGAGCCCCAGGGUGAUCCGCGUCUGGUUUCAGAACAAGCGCUGCAAAGACAAGAAGAGGAUCAUCUUCUUGAAGCAGAUGCAAUCACAGCAGCACAGCGAAAAAACCAAUCUGCAGGGCCUGACAGGCACACCUCUGGUGGCAGGUAGUCCUAUCCGGCACGACAACACCGUGCAAGGGAAUCCUGUGGAGGUGCAAACCUACCAGCCACCGUGGAAAACCCUCAGCGACUUCGCCCUGCAGAGCGACCUGGACCAGCCCGCUUUCCAACAGCUGGUGUCUUUCUCUGAGUCGGGCUCCCUGGGCAACUCCUCGGGCAGUGAUGUGACCUCACUCUCGUCUCAGUUACCGGACACACCGAACAGCAUGGUGCCGAGUCCAGUCGACACGUGAAGAGUCCUCGAGGUCAGCUGGAGCCCCCGAGCGCGCGCCCGCGCCCUCUGCAGGGGACGCGCAGAGACCUCAGUGACAUUCAAUCAAAGAAAAACGAAUUAAAGGACCAGGAUGGAUUAUGCUCGAGGAUACAUUCAGGUUGCCGACUGGAGGAUGGGAGGUCUGACUAUUCUUUUUAAAUUUAGGCAUUUUAGCUCACUGUCUUGCUCAAGGAUACUUCGGCAGGACUCACAGCUGUUUAUGGACAUUAUGGGCUUAUGGGAACUUCUACCAUGAUGCCAAUGCCUGAACUGGCCAUAACGUGGUGAAUGUGUAACGGGAUUCAAACACACUGUCCUGUAAUGGACGUCUGAAGGUUACAAUAUGUUUAUCAGGAACCAAACUGUGUAGAUGUGCAUGUUUUGUUUCAAUAUCGACUCUUGUAAAUUAAGGAAACAGAUGAGAUGCGCAUUGUUCGCGUUUUCUCCAGAAAAUAAGUUAUUAAUAUUUAUUAUGACGACAGACAUAGCCGA